This is a messenger RNA of Colletotrichum spaethianum, 4212 nucleotides long. Its product is annotated as brefeldin A resistance protein. Gene Ontology annotation, biological process: transmembrane transport. The record is from RefSeq and is a predicted model, not a curated record. Lineage: Eukaryota; Fungi; Ascomycota; Sordariomycetes; Glomerellales; Glomerellaceae. Gene Ontology annotation, cellular component: membrane. Gene Ontology annotation, molecular function: ATP binding; ATP hydrolysis activity; ABC-type transporter activity. The transcript is spliced from 3 exons. The coding region runs from base 1 to 4212 and encodes 1403 amino acids.
AUGGACUCCGACGGCACGCUGGCCAGCGGCUCCAAUUACGAGCAGUCCAUCGAACUCGGCAACAUCCCCGACGACACCACUUGGUCACUCAAGCACAAGGUUGAAGCAGUGAGGCAGAGAGAUGAACGAUCCGGAUUUCCUCCUCGACAACUCGGCGUAACGUGGCAGAAUCUUACGGUUCAGGCUGUCAGCUCCGACGCGUCGAUACACGAGAACGUACUCUCCCAGUUCAACAUUCCCAAACUAGUCAAGGAGUCUCGCCAUAAGCCUCCUUUGAAGACAAUCCUAGACAACACGCACGGAUGUGUCAAGCCUGGGGAGAUGCUCUUGGUCCUUGGCCGACCCGGAUCGGGAUGCACAACACUGCUGAACAUCUUGGCGAACCAUCGCCGGGGUUACAGCUCAGUCACUGGUGACGUUCACUACGGCUCAAUGACGGCUGAGGAAGCCCAACAGUACCGGGGUCAGAUCGUUAUGAACACGGAGGAAGAGCUCUUUUUCCCUACCCUUACAGUCGGUCAGACAAUGGAUUUUGCCACCCGUCUCAAGAUUCCCUUCCAUUUGCCCGAAGGUGUCUCGUCCAACGAAGAACUCCGAGUCGAGAACCGAGACUUCCUGCUUGAGUCCAUGGGCAUCCAACACACGUUUGACACCAAGGUCGGUAAUGAGUACGUUCGUGGUGUAUCCGGUGGUGAAAGGAAGCGUGUUUCCAUCAUCGAGUGUAUGGCAACGAGGGGCUCCGUAUUCUGCUGGGAUAACAGCACAAGAGGCUUAGAUGCCAGCACGGCGUUGGAGUACACCAAAGCUGUGCGUGCGAUGACCGACGUCCUCGGUCUCGCGUCCAUCGUCACUCUCUACCAGGCAGGCAACGGUAUCUAUAACCUCUUUGACAAGGUCCUUGUUCUCGAUAACGGCAAGGAGAUGUACUAUGGACCCAUGAAGGAAGCUAGACCCUUCAUGGAACGCCUGGGUUUCAUCUGCUCCGACGGUGCCAACGUAGCCGAUUUCCUGACUGGUGUUACGGUCCCCACGGAACGCGCCGUUCGACCGGGCUACGAGAAGACCUUUCCUCGCAAUGCCGACGCCCUGAGAGCGGAGUAUGAGAAGUCGGAGAUUUACCCUAGAAUGAUUGCCGAGUACGACUUCCCAACGAAAGAGGAGACUAAAGAAAAGACAAAGCUCUUCAAGGAGGGUGUUGCUGGCGAGAAGCAUAAGCAGCUUCCCGCUAAAAGCCCUCUCACGACGAGUUUCGCUACGCAGGUCAAGGCUUGUAUCACUCGACAAUACCAGAUUCUCUGGGGUGACAAGGCCACCUUCAUCAUCACUCAGGUAUCUACGUUGGCCCAAGCCCUCAUCGCCGGUUCCCUUUUCUAUAACGCUCCAAACAAUUCCGGUGGAUUGUUCUUGAAGGGUGGCGCCCUCUUCUUUGCCCUCCUCUUCAACAGUCUUUUGUCCAUGUCCGAGGUUACCAACUCUUUCUCCGGCCGGCCAGUCCUGAUCAAGCACAAGGCGUUCGCCUACUACCACCCGGCAGCAUUCUGUAUUGCGCAGAUUGCUGCUGACAUCCCGGUUAUUCUUUUCCAGGUCUCCGUCUUCUCUGUCGUCCUCUACUUCAUGGUCGGGUUGAAGACAUCGGCUGCGGCGUUCUUCACUUUUUGGGUCGUAGUCGUUGCAACGACUAUGUGUAUGACGGCCAUGUUCCGCUCCAUUGGUGCUGGUUUCACGACCUUCGAUGGUGCCUCCAAGGCUUCUGGUUUCAUGAUCUCCGCGUUGAUCAUGUACUGUGGUUACAUGAUCCAGAAAUCCCAGAUGCAUCCAUGGUUUGUCUGGAUCUUCUGGAUUAAUCCUCUAGCUUAUGCCUUCGACGCGCUCAUGGCAACCGAAUUACAUCAACAGCUGAUCCCUUGCACCGGACCCAAUCUUGUGCCGAACGGCCCGGGGUACACGGAUCCGGCCCACCAGUCAUGUGCCGGUGUUUCGGGUGCCACUCAGGGAGCGACUUCUCUCACUGGUGACCAGUAUCUGUCGGCGCUCUCUUAUAGUCACAGCCACGUCUGGAGAAACUUUGGUAUCGUUUGGGCCUGGUGGGUCCUCUUUGUCACACUCACCAUCAUCUCCACCUCUAAGUGGCGCUCAUCCGCUGAGGGAGGAUCAUCUCUUCUUGUUCCCCGCGAGAACGCGAAGGUCACCCGCGUUCUUCGCGAGGAUGAAGAGGCACAGUCGUCUGAGGAGGCAGCCACAGAGAAGGAUAAAAGUGGUGGCGAGACCCGCGAUGGCGACGAUGUCAACCAGAGCCUCGUUCGCAACACCUCUAUCUUCACCUGGAAGAACCUCACAUACACCGUCAAAACCCCGUCAGGAGAUCGCGUGCUGCUCGACAACGUUGAGGGCUGGGUAAAGCCGGGUAUGCUCGGCGCUUUGAUGGGCUCCUCUGGUGCUGGAAAGACCACCCUUCUUGAUGUCCUGGCUCAGCGCAAGACCGACGGCACGAUCCACGGAUCCAUCAUGGUUGACGGUCGUCCAUUGCCCGUUUCCUUCCAGCGAUCGGCCGGAUACUGCGAGCAGCUGGAUGUUCACGAGCCCUACGCCACUGUCCGUGAAGCUUUGGAAUUCUCGGCUCUUCUGAGACAAAGCCGUGAUACCCCUCGCAAGGAGAAGCUGGCAUACGUCAACACCAUCAUCGACCUCCUAGAGCUUCAUGAUCUUGCCGACACCCUCAUCGGUCGCGUUGGAAACGGCCUUUCUGUUGAACAGAGGAAGCGCGUCACCAUCGGCGUCGAAUUGGUAUCGAAGCCUAGCAUUCUCAUCUUCCUUGACGAGCCCACGUCUGGUCUGGAUGGUCAAUCUGCAUACAACACGGUCCGCUUUCUCCGCAAGCUGGCAGAUGUCGGUCAAGCCGUCCUCGUCACCAUUCAUCAACCUUCCGCUCAGCUUUUCUCCCAGUUCGACACUCUGCUCCUGCUUGCCAAGGGCGGCAAGACCGUCUACUUUGGCGACAUUGGCGACAACGCAAAGACCAUCCGCGACUACUUCGGGCGCUACGGUGCUCCUUGUCCCGAGGAAGCUAACCCGGCUGAGCACAUGAUCGAUGUCGUCUCCGGUCACCUGUCCAAGGGCAAAAAUUGGAACGAAGUUUGGCUUUCCUCUCCUGAACACGAUGCUGUCGUCAAGGAACUGGACCACAUGAUUGAAGACGCCGCCUCUAAGCCUCCUGGUACCACCGACGACGGGCACGAGUUUGCUCUUCCCCUUUGGGAUCAAGUCAAGAUCGUCACCCAUCGCAUGAACGUCGCACUCUACCGCAACAUCGACUAUGUCAACAACAAGUUUGCGCUGCAUAUUUUCUCCGCCCUCUUCAACGGCUUCUCCUUCUGGAUGAUUGGUGACUCCGUUGGCGAUAUCACCAUGCGCCUCUUCACAAUCUUCAACUUCAUCUUUGUCGCCCCUGGUGUGCUCGCCCAACUGCAGCCCCUCUUUAUCGACCGCCGCGAUAUAUUCGAGACCCGCGAGAAGAAGUCCAAGAUGUACUCCUGGAUCGCUUUCGUUACGGGCUUGAUUGUCUCUGAGGUGCCCUAUCUCAUCAUUUGCGCUGUCCUUUACUUCGUUUGCUGGUACUACACCGUGGGCUUCCCGGGCGACUCGACCCGCGCUGGCGCAACCUUCUUCGUUAUGCUUAUGUACGAGUUCGUCUACACAGGUAUCGGCCAGUUCAUCGCCGCUUACGCCCCCAACGCUGUCUUCGCAUCCCUGGUCAACCCGCUCAUCAUCGGAAUCCUCGUCUCCUUCUGCGGUGUUCUCGUACCUUACUCCCAGCUCCAGACUUUCUGGAGGUACUGGAUGUAUUGGCUCAAUCCCUUCAACUACCUCAUGGGCAGCAUGCUUGUCUUCGAUGUUUGGGGCACCAAGGUUCAGUGCAAGGACGAGGAGUUUGCGCUCUUUGAUCCGCCUAACGGUACGACGUGUGCGCAGUACCUGGCGGAUUAUAUGCACGGCAUGGGCUCGAGCAGCAACCUCGUAAACCCUGAUGCGACGGCUGGGUGCCGUGUGUGCCAGUACCGCGAUGGCAGCGACUACCUGCAGACGAUCAACCUCAAGGAGUACUAUUACGGCUGGCGCGAUGCGGCGAUUGUCGUCAUCUUCGCCAUCAGCUCGUACUCUCUGGUCUACCUUCUCAUGAAGCUUCGUACCAAGACUUCCAAGAAGGCGGAGUAA